Clunio marinus is the source of this 1749-nucleotide messenger RNA. NCBI's taxonomy places the organism in Eukaryota, Metazoa, Arthropoda, Insecta, Diptera, Chironomidae. The record is from the annotation of a GenBank genome assembly.
AGAUUACAAUAUUUUGUGACUUUGUUCGACUGUACAAUUGACUUCGAGAUUAAUAUUAACAUAACUAUUUCAAAAUUUACAUACAAAAAUGGUUAAUAAUGAAUUACUAUCGAAGCUAGAGGAUGUUGCAGAUCAGGUUCAGAGAAAAGGAAAACGGGUUCUGCCGACAAUUGCUAGACUUUGUCUUAUUGCAACAUUCUUAGAAGAUGGAAUUCGUAUGUGGGUACAGUGGAACGAGCAAAGAGAAUACAUGAACAUGUCGUGGAAUUGUGGAAAGUUUUUAGCUACUGUUUUUGUUCUUUUGAAUUUAGUUGGACAACUUGGUGGUGUUGUGAUGGUUCUUGCUCGUUUACGUGUUCAGAUUGCUUGCGGGCUUUUAUUCUUCAUCGUUGUACUUCAAACAAUUGCUUAUUCAAUCCUUUGGGAUCUCCAGUUCCUUCUAAGAAAUUUGGCUCUCAUCGGUGCGCUUCUUCUUGUACUAGCAGAAUCCCGAGGUGAAGCAAGAUCGCUUUUUGCAGGCGUUCCAAGCAUGGGUGAAAACAAGCCAAAGAACUUUAUGCAACUCGCUGGCCGAAUCUUAUUGGCUUUCAUGUUCAUCACUUUAAUAAGAUUUGAGCUGAGCUUCUUCCAAAUCGUACAAGACAUUGUCGGAUCAAUUUUAAUGGUUCUUGUUACAGUCGGCUACAAAACAAAACUCUCAGCUCUGAUUUUAGUCGCUCUCUUGACAGUUCUUAAUCUUUAUCAUAACGCAUGGUGGACAAUUCCUUCUUACAAACCUCUUCGUGAUUUCUUAAAAUAUGACUUUUUCCAAACUUUAUCAGUCAUCGGUGGAUUGCUCAUGAUUGUGAAUCUUGGUCCAGGCGGUGUUUCAAUGGAUGAACAUAAAAAGAAGUAAAUCAACUUUGUAACUUCCAUUUGUUCUUUCAAACUCGGAUAAUUCGCUUUGAAUCAAGCUCAAUCAUGUCAUUCAAUGUUAACUUAACUUCAAGGCGAUUAAUUAGAUCGAGACGAGUAACGUUUCUUAUUUUUUCCUCCUUUUAACCCUUUGUAUCUAUUUCCACAACUCCUGGUGAAGUUUUUCUUUUUUUAUGUCUUAUACAAAAUGUUGGAUUUUCAAUUUUUAUUUCAAAUUAGAUAUUUUAAGUAGGGACGAGACCUUUUUGUUGAAUAUUAUAAUAGUUUUUGAUGAUCAAAUGUGAAUGGUUCUAAAGUGAUUUUAUGAUUGAGUGACGAAUGAAAUUGCGACAAUUGUCAUUUCAUUUCUUCACCAAUAAUGAAAACGAGCACAACAAAAGCACUAUGGGAAUGAAUUUUUAUUUCUCACGUGCUUAGUUAAAAGUUAAAAAUUAAAUUUCCAUGUCGAUGAAUGUAAAUAUAUGAAAAUUAUUAUCAGACGUUUGUGACAUUGCAAUUGUCACGACUCAUGUAAUGCUCUAAUUAAUCAUAACACUUUAAGCCAACAAAAACCUUUCAUCCACCUCAGUAAGACUUAAAUUGUCCUUUUUUAAAGAAAAAUAAAAAUCGUUUAACCAUCGUUUGUCGUGUAAGUUCUAUAAUUAAAAAAUUACUGGAACAAAAUUCCAUUUAAAUAUCUACACAAGAAAAAAAACAAGAGAAAAAGAAAAUUAUUUAAUAAAAACGUUUAUAUUUUCCAUUUCAUAAAAACAUUGAAGAACAUUUUGAACAAAAAAUGAUUUUUUGUGUUGUUUUUUUAUUAUCUAAUGGGGAGAAACUUUACAAGGGAUAUGA